AUGACGAACAUGACUGUUGAUGAUGGUGAUGAACCUGAAUUAUACUAUAAUGGCGCUAACAAAGCUCUUCAAGUAUGUGAAAUAAAUUCAAUUAUUAACACGUAUACUGAUGCAUCAGCUAAAGAUGUUUAUCUUCAACUGAAAGUAUUCGCACAUGCUAUUGAACUAAAAUUCCAAAUUUUCUCGUUUUCUGUUGGUAGAACAUCAGUAUUUGGAAAGCGUCAGCAACAAAGAGAUAUCGAUAAAAUACUAGAUGGUUCAAUAGAUGAUGAUCUAGCUACAGCUCCUUGUGAAUCAACAACUGGGUUAAAUACAUACCGAGAUGUUAAUCGAGCAACACUCUUUGUUAUUCAUCAUUUAUUUCCAUAA
Messenger RNA from Rotaria sp. Silwood1, 369 nucleotides. NCBI's taxonomy places the organism in Eukaryota, Metazoa, Rotifera, Eurotatoria, Philodinida, Philodinidae. The record is from the annotation of a GenBank genome assembly.